Messenger RNA from Cooperia oncophora, 1389 nucleotides. The record is from the annotation of a GenBank genome assembly. NCBI's taxonomy places the organism in Eukaryota, Metazoa, Nematoda, Chromadorea, Rhabditida, Trichostrongylidae.
UUGCAGAUACUCCGCCGAGCACUUCCUUCUGUCGCGCAGUCGGUGGGCUUGAACGCGGUGGCAUCACAGGUGCCAAUACCGCCUGCUCCGCCCGUGGCGCCAGGUUUGGUUCCCACCCCUGAUAUGCCACCAACUGCAGUUCCUGCUGCAGCGACACCUCCAACGCCGGGUUUCGCCAGUUUACGGCGUGCUCACAGCGAAGGGGAUGACCUCGAUAUCACUAGGGCAACCGCUAGUCAACGAGCUGCGUUUAAUGUGGAUAAGGCAACUGAAUCGAAUAACGAUACACCGCUAACACUUGCCUGUUCUAAUGGGCAUGCACAAAUGGUUGAUGUCCUUGUUUGUCGUGGUGCAAAUAUAGAGCACCGGGAUAAGAAGGGCUUCACUCCGCUGAUAUUGGCGGCUACGGGUGGACAUCGAGAUGUUGUGGAAUUGCUUCUCAACAAUGGAGCCCAAAUUGAAGCACAGUCUGAGCGUAAAGGAACAGCAUUAUCAUUCGAACAUCGAAAUGUGAGCGAUUACACGCCGCUAUCGCUAGCUGCCUCUGGAGGUUAUGUGGAAAUAGUGAAUAUGCUAUUGAAUGCUGGUGCAGAGAUCAAUUCAAGGACUGGAAGCAAGCUCGGCAUAUCACCUUUGAUGCUGGCAGCAAUGAAUGGUCACAAGGAGGCUACUAGGGUACUACUCGAACAAGGAUCCGAUAUUAACGCCCAGAUCGAGACGAAUAGGAAUACCGCGUUGACUUUGGCAUGCUUCCAAGGCCGAACCGAAGUUGUAGGACUGCUGCUGCAAUACAACGCGAACGUCGAACAUAGGGCCAAAACGGGUCUCACCCCACUAAUGGAAGCAGCAAAUGGAGGCUAUGUAGAAGUUGGUGAACUGCUGCUUGACGCAUGUGCUGAUCCAAAUACUGCGCCGGUACCAUCGAGUCGUGACACUGCCCUCACUAUCGCCGCCGACAAAGGUCACGAGCGAUUUGUUGAUAUGCUAGUUCAUCGAGGAGCUCACAUCGACGCCAGAAACAAGAAGGGUUGUACUGCAUUGUGGUUAGCAUGUCAUGGUGGUCAUCUGGAAACUGUGCAGACAUUGGUCAAACAUGGCGCCGACGUUGAUAUGCAAGACAAUCGGAAAAUGUCGCCAUUAAUGGUGGCUUUCCGCAAAGGCCAUGUCAAGGUCGUGCAACACAUGGUGCAGCACGUGCGGCAAUUUCCAGGAGACCAGGAACUGUUCCGCUAUUUGACGACCAUUGCCGAACCCGACCUUCUUCGAAACUGUCAAGAAUGCAUGGAUCUCAUUGUUAAAGCAAAGAAUGCCCAGGCUGAAGAGGCAAAUCGAGCUGCGGAAAGCCUUCUGGCACUUCUAGGCAGAAGAGGAAGAGGCAGCCAGGUCUAA